GCAGAGACCCUACGCAUGAAAACGACUGAGACUAGUUGUAUACAAUAACAAUUGCUUGCAGACAAACUGGGGUUUGAUAUUCUUUUACUUUUAGGGAAAAGGCAAAGUCAUAGUCCAAAAACAAUUCUAGGUCAUACACAUAUAAAGCCAGUCUUCUUAUCAAAUAUAGACUUGUAAAACAAACAAGGUCUUCUUUCAGUUCAGUUCAGUUCAAUUCACAACAGUCAGUAUCUUGAGGAAUCAGUAACUAGCCCUGAUCAAGCAACGAUCAUAAAGCUCAAAUAUACAGUUGCAGCAUGUCAUCAGGUUACAAUGCUGUAGCGUCCCUGUAGAUUCCCCACAAGCCAUAAUUUAGGAGUCCUUUUAUACAUUGGCUACAGAGCUCAACCAAUCAGGAUGAUUGCAUGAUGCAGCACAGCCUUAAAGCAACAUCAUGCCUUUCUAUAAACAUACAUAGUUAGUUUAUAUAUUGCCUGGCCAACUAGUUAGGCAAAGAAUAAUUUUCUGACAUACCCCACUUUGGACAGGUCAAUAUAUAAUGACUUAUCAUCUCAGCCCAUAACUCUCACAACAUGUUUUAUGUUUGAUCGCACCCUGUGGUUUUGUUAAAUUAUCGGCGAUAUUAUUUUCUGACAACCACUUUGGCAAGAAAAGUUGUUCAAUGAAGAAAAAAAAUCCAUUGAACAACAGUCUGACUUAGCAGCAGAAAUUCAGGGCUCAAUUGUGGUCAUAAAUUGAGGAUUUCUUGUACAUCCAAUUCUGGUUGUAGAAGAGCUGAGGUUGGAGAUGUUGAAACUUUAGCACGGAGCUCCUUCUACGUACUUCUGGAAGCCUUCCUUCCCUACGUGGUGUUUUCUCAAACUGACCGAUCCACAUCCACGCCUGGAGGGUGAGGAGUGAUCUUUCUCGUUCCUUCACCAUGUCCUCAUCCUCCACCAGAUUUUCCUGUUUCUUCAAGGAGGAUAAGUUGUGUCUGUUGUGUUUGAGAAGAACGACUUAUGUGGGUGUGGGAUCCAAGAAGCAACAUGGCCAAAAGGCUCUCGGAAGACGACAUUAGGGAACUCAAAGAUGCCUUCGCGCUCUUCGACCAAGAUGGUGAUGGGCUGAUCACCUCCAAGGAAGUGGUGACCGUAAUGAGAUCCCUCGGGAAAAAUCCCACGGAAUCUGAGGUACGAAGCAUCAUCGGUGAGAUAGAGGCCCACAAGAGCAAAGUAGAUUUCCCAAAGUUCCUCUCCAUGAUGGCCAGGCGGACAAGGAAUUCCGACACUGAGGAGGAGAUCCGAGCGGCUUUCCGUGUGUUUGACCAUAAUGGAGAUGGUUACGUCAACACGGCAGAACUGCGACACGUCUUGACCGUCGUCGGGGAGAAGCUGACGGCCGAAGAGGUGAAGUUGUUGUUCAAGGAGAUGGACAAAAAUGGGGACGGGAAGGUCAACUAUGAAGAAUUUGCACGAGUAAUGGUGGAGAAGUAAUGCCAAGUGCUCACAGGUAGUUCUAGACUUACAGCCAUUCUUUUAGUGACCAAAGUUACAACAGGGCCAAAAAAAAGUGACUUAUGACCUUUUUCACACUUACGACCGUUGCAGAAACACACACCCCCCACGGUCACGUGAUCAAAAUCAGAUGCUUGGCAGCUGACUCGUAUUUAUGACGGUUGCGGUGUUCCUGGGGUCACACGAUCCCCCCUUUUGCGACCUUCUGACCAGCAAAGUCAACGGGGGAAAGCCAGAUUCGCUUAAUGACUGUGUGUGAUUCAC
Molecule: messenger RNA, 1757 nt
Organism: Ahaetulla prasina
Lineage: Eukaryota; Metazoa; Chordata; Lepidosauria; Squamata; Colubridae
Product: calmodulin, striated muscle-like
Exons: 2
Coding region: 999-1472 (157 amino acids)
Cellular component (GO): myosin II complex
Molecular function (GO): calcium ion binding
Source: RefSeq, a predicted model, not a curated record